Phragmites australis (common reed) is the source of this 1670-nucleotide messenger RNA. Its product is annotated as peter Pan-like protein. Gene Ontology annotation, cellular component: preribosome, large subunit precursor. The transcript has 7 exons. Gene Ontology annotation, molecular function: rRNA binding. The record is from RefSeq and is a predicted model, not a curated record. Lineage: Eukaryota; Viridiplantae; Streptophyta; Magnoliopsida; Poales; Poaceae. Gene Ontology annotation, biological process: rRNA processing; ribosomal large subunit assembly. The coding region runs from base 259 to 1293 and encodes 344 amino acids.
CGUGGCCCAGAUCAACUUCUCCAAACCCUAAACCUCUCCGGUCCCAACGCGACGCCGCCGAGAGUCGCUACCUCUCUCCGCCGGCUCCUCCGACCGCUGCUCCUCAGUUCACUGCCGCCGCCCUCUCUCGGUAUCCAUCCGGACGUGGAUUUGUUUCUUCUUGGUUCUUCUCUUCUUCUUCUUCAACGCGCAGGAGGGAUUACUUGGUGCCCGAUUGAGUCGCGGGUGCAGUCCAUUUGUGGGUUGAAGUGGGCCCCAAUGCGGUACCCCAAGUCCGGCCCGGGUAAUAGGCGGGGCCGCGGGCCGCGCCUCCCCGCGGCGACGCCCCGGAAGCAGCAGGCCGCGACGGCGAACGUGGACCAGCUCACCGGCGCCAAGAUCCCCAAGAGCUUCGUCUUCUCACGCGGCAAGCUCCCCUCCACGCUCCGCCACCUCCAGCAGGACCUCCGCAAGGUCAUGCUCCCCUACACCGCCCUCAAUCUCAAGGAGAAGAAACGGAAUAACCUCAAGGACUUCGUCAACGUUGCUGGCCCGCUGGGUGUGACGCAUUUCUUGAUCCUCUCGAACCCCAGGAGCCUGCCGCACUUGCGUUUCGUGAAGUCUCCGCAGGGGCCAACCUAUACGUUUCAGAUAGAGGAGUAUGCACUCGCGGCUGACAUCGCAAACUCCCAGAAGCGGCCGAGGUGCCCCCCAGGGAUAUUCAAGAACUCACCACUGGUCGUACUCAGUGGCUUUACAGGUCAUGGUGAGCCUUUCAAGAGUUUGGUUGGCUAUUUUCAGCAUAUGGUCCCUGCCAUUGAUCCAAACACUGUUAAGCUGGCAACAUGUCAAAGGAUUUUGUUGUUAAAAUAUGAUAAAGAGAAGGAGGUUAUCGAUUUCCGGCAUUACUUCAUCAAGCUCCAGCCUGUUGGGGUCAGUCGCAGGAUUAGAAAGCUCAUGCAAAACAAUCAAGUUCCUGAUCUGAGGGACCUUAAAGAUGUUAGCGAUUAUGUGACAAAAGCUGGAUAUGGGUCAGAAAGUGAAGCAGAUGAAGCAGCAACUGUAAGCCUAGCGAGUGAUGUUGACAAAUUAAACCGGGCAUCAAGAAAAAGUGCUGUCAGACUCCAGGAGAUCGGACCAAGGAUGACCAUGCGCUUAGUUAAAGUUGAAUUAGGGCUAUGUGCUGGAGAUGUCUUAUACCCUCAAUAUGUAGGAAAGGAAAGUGGAAAGAAGGGGAAAGGAACCGGGGAAGAGAUAGAAGGUCAAGAAGCUGAGCCAGAGGAUGGGUCCGAGGACGAGAUGGAAGAGGAAUAGAUAAGGUCAUCGUAUCGAAGCACUGACCACCUGUAUAAGGAUAGCCAACAAUGUGAAUCCACUGCUGUCUUGCAGCAAAGAUAAAACGGAGCUUGGUUUCAUCCCCAGAAGAAAUGGUGACGACUGAGAAGAAGCACAUGCAGAGACAAUUAUGGAUGUUUCAUGCUGAAUCAACGUGCUCUGAGUGCGGAGUGCGGUAACAACAUGAUAUAUUCAUGGCAAUUUUGUUGUUGGAGGUGCAUAUUGAAUACUAGCUGCAGAGGUGCGAUAAAAUUGAAUAUUGUUUUGUGAAUGGUUUCGCGAGAUAGGACCUGUGUUCGCACAUUGUUUUGGUUUCCGUAAUGUCGUCAGGGAAAUUCCAAAUUCCUAUUGAUAGA